GACUCGAUUCCAACGACAACAGGAUGGGUCCGUGCAUCUCCACGCCCAAGCAAGCCGCGCCCUCGGAAGUCGCCGACUCGGUCGUCAUCCGCCAGCUCCCCGGCGCGUACCCGGAGCUCGCGAAGCGAUGGAGCAUCCAGAACGACUUCAGCACGUGGCCGGGCAUCACCUGGGACGAGAACGGCGUCGCGGGCAACGUCCUCAAGAUCGAUCUCAGCGGGUGCGGCCUCAAGGAGUGCCCGUGGCAGCUCGGCGAGCUCAACUCGAUGACGCACCUCGACCUCUCCGGCAACGACUUCCACACGCUCCCGCCCGAGCUGUCGCAGGCCAAGGCGGUGACGCAUCUCAACCUCUCCGGGUCCAACGUCGGGCUCGCGGAGGACGGCUCCUCGGACGGCCCGCUCCCGGAGUGGGUGUACACGUUUAAGCUCAAGGAGCUCAUUCUCACGGAUUGCGGCAAGCUCAACGACAUCGACGUCGCGCGAUUUCCCAGCCUCGAGACGCUCAACAUCGACGGCACGCAGUUUUUGAACUGGAAGUUCGUGUUCAUCAAGUGCGGCGGGCGGAAGAACCUCAAGACGAUCAGCGCGAGGAACCUGCCCGCGCUCGGCGACCUCCCGGAGGAGCUCGCGCAGUGCACAUCGCUGGAGAGCCUCGACGUCUCCGGCUGCAACUUCACUUCGCUCCCGUCGAUGUUUACGAACAAGGAGCUGGCGCGCGGGAUGAAGCUCAAGACGCUCGUGAUGACGAACAACAAGCUCAAGGAGCUCCCCGACGGCCUGAAGUACCUCGAGUCGAUCGAGACGAUGAACUUCCAAAACAACGACAUCAAGCAGGUGGACAUGGACAUCGGGAGCGACCUCCCCAGCUUGAAGCGCGUGGACCUCACGAAAAACCCGCUCAAGAAGGUGCCGCCGCCGGUGUGGAAGAAGAAGGAGGAGGGCAUCAUCCUCGUGGACGACAACGUCAAGGAGGGAAUCAACGCGGACGACGCCAUGGAGAUGGCGCAGGAUAAGGCGCAGGAGGCCAAGAAGGCUGCGCAGAAGGGCGCAGAUGAGGCCAAGAAGGCUGCGAAGAAGGCGAUGGGGUCGAUCAAGAAGAUGUUCUGAGCGAGCGUCUCGUUCGACGACGACGCUCGCGUCGUUUCGAUGGAUCGUUUCGAUCGACCGGCGAGCGUCGACGACAGUCGAUCUCGCGCGCGUUCGUUUUUAAGUAACCUUAAACCUUAACGUUUC
Molecule: messenger RNA, 1235 nt
Organism: Micromonas pusilla CCMP1545
Lineage: Eukaryota; Viridiplantae; Chlorophyta; Mamiellophyceae; Mamiellales; Mamiellaceae
Exons: 5
Coding region: 24-1109 (361 amino acids)
Molecular function (GO): protein binding
Source: RefSeq, a predicted model, not a curated record